CCUCCUCUCAGAGUUGCUAGAAGCAACAGGAAGCGACAAAAAGAGUGCGGGCAGGAGGAAGAGAAAAGAAACACACACACACAGUGGAGGCCCCAGAACCAUUCCGCUGGACUGAGGCGUCUCCACUCCAGACCCCGUGCCCUCCUCCGUCUGAACCCGACCUGCCUCCACCGGACCGGGGCUGUGGGAGCUGGGACGAUACGUGGCACGUUAGAGAGCAUGUCCUCCUCCCGGAGCUGAAGGAGUCGAGCUGCCCCCUCGGAGCGAACGGACGAGUCUCUUUGAACCUGGCAAUGGCCAACGCCACCAGUUUCCAGUAUGAGCCAGUGGCAGAGAUCGGAGGAGGCGCUUACGGGACUGUUUAUAAGGCCAGAGACACGGAGAGCGGGCAGUUCGUCGCUCUGAAGAGCGUGCGCGUCCAGACAGACCAGAAUGGCCUGCCCAUCUCCACAGUCAGAGAGGUGGCUCUGCUGAGACGGCUGGAGCAGUUUGACCACCCAAAUGUUGUCAGGCUCAUGGACGUAUGUGCCACCAAGAGGUCGGACCAGGAGACUAAAGUCACUCUGGUAUUUGAGCAUGUGGACCAAGACCUCAAGACGUACCUCGAGAGAGCUCCCGCUCCCGGAUUAGCUACCGACCGCAUUAAAGACCUCAUGAGGCAGUUGGUGUGUGGUCUUGCAUUCCUUCACUCUAACCGUGUGAUGCACAGGGACCUGAAACCAGAGAAUAUCCUGGUGACCAGUGGGGGCCAGGUGAAACUGGCCGACUUUGGACUGGCCCGGAUCUACAGCUGCCACAUGGCUCUCACUCCUGUGGUGGUGACACUGUGGUAUCGGCCUCCUGAGGUUCUGCUACAGUCCAGUUAUGCCACACCUGUAGAUAUCUGGAGCACCGGCUGCAUCUUCGCGGAGAUGUUCCGACGCAAACCGUUGUUCUGUGGGGAGUCCGAAGUGGACCAGCUUGGAAAGAUUUUUGAAGUGAUCGGCUUGCCAUCAGAGGACGAGUGGCCGACUGACGUGACGCUCUCCAGAAAACACUUUCCCUCGCUCGUGCCGCGCCCCAUUACUGAAUAUGUUUCAGAGAUAGACGAGCAGGGGACACAACUCUUGCUGAACAUGCUGACCUUUGACCCCUUGAAACGAAUAUCUGCCCUGAAAGCACUAGAACAUCCAUAUUUCCACGACGUGGAGACACUGACUCAGACAAAGAGAUGAAGUGAUUCAGUGAAACGCGCAGCGAGAGGUAACAGUGCCUAAGUCUAGACCUGGUCCUAAACGUAAAGGAUUUCAAUUUCACCCACAGCGUCACCUUUCAACAUGUCUAGGUAAUGCUUUGGAAUCGUAUUUUGUUAAAUCUGCAUUAAAAACGCCUAAGAAAGGGGAAUUAAAAAAAACAGAAGAGGAGUGAACUUAACGAUCACUGGCUUUCCAACAUGUAUGUGUCACAGUUAAUGAUGUCAACAUGUCACGUCUUCAAGGACAGUACCAGUGUUUUAGAUGUUUGAUUUCUGUAUCAGUCUCUCGACUCGUGAACCGAAGCGUCUGUCGUCUCUUCUCAAAUGUUGCUCUUGUUACUUUUGUACAGCAGUUAGACGGAGGGAAGCAGAUGUGUCACCUUUUCUUGAUACAGGCUGAACACAGUCUGACAGAAGAGCCACCUCAGGGGGUUUGAACAGGCAUGCAGUCGUUUUUGUGAAUUUACUGUGUUUCUGGCAGAAAUGAAUCUGUAUAAAAACGUAUGACACAUACCUGUAUUUGAAUCAAUGCACAAUGGUCUGAGGUAUCAGAACGAAAAACGCACAUGAAAGACGUAUUACAAAAAAACUGGUAUUGCUCUUGUAUACUCUGAUAAGGUAAAAUAAACUGUUUCUAUUAUUGGA
Platichthys flesus (European flounder) is the source of this 1879-nucleotide messenger RNA. RefSeq names its product cyclin dependent kinase 4 (gene cdk4). Gene Ontology annotation, cellular component: cyclin-dependent protein kinase holoenzyme complex; nucleus; cytoplasm. The transcript is spliced from 8 exons. Bases 294 to 1214 code for a protein of 306 amino acids. Gene Ontology annotation, molecular function: cyclin binding; ATP binding; cyclin-dependent protein serine/threonine kinase activity. Gene Ontology annotation, biological process: regulation of gene expression; signal transduction; regulation of G2/M transition of mitotic cell cycle. Lineage: Eukaryota; Metazoa; Chordata; Actinopteri; Pleuronectiformes; Pleuronectidae. The record is from RefSeq and is a predicted model, not a curated record.